UCUGAAGGAAAGGCCGAAAGCGGGGUUUGUACGUGAGCCUGUUCAGAACAGCUGCUCCCAAGUCUUGGUAAUUACAAGGCUUAUCAAGUCGUGUUUAGCUUUGACUAUAUUUAUUAAACCGGGAAGAGCAGUGUCACCGGAGCUUGAUUGGUCCUGUCGAAAUUUGAAAUUUGAGAAUCAGAGGUCGCGCGUCGUCGCAGCAAGAGACGUUACAAGUUCCUCAACUGUUGUUAAGAUUUGAAUUCGUCGAGUUCGAAUUUGGGACCUGCUGUAAAGUGACGUCGAGCAAAGUGAAUCCCAUUUGUCCAGCGCGGACAGCUGCCAUAGAAUUUGAAUUAGGACAGUGUCAAAGCAUGAAUAUUUGGCCGAUGACUUAAAUCUUCAUAUAAUUUCUCAAGAUUACAGUGGUAUUUACCGGAACGAUUAACUACGGUAUAUAUCGGUGAAUUUUUACGUACACAUAUAUGUAGUUUACAUUUAACACAGUGUAAUAUCUGUGCUGCCGGUUUAGUUAGUAUUUUGUGUUCUCGAAUUGCGCAAAUCGUGUUUAUCGAUAAAGUAUAUAGAGAGAUAGGACAAGCAUGAGUAAACUAACGGGUGGGAAAGCGUCGCAUAUUGCUGAGAAAUUUCAUAAGAAUUGGAAAGAGCGUCGACAGAACAGUGAAGGCUUUGACGAAGAUCAAAAUGAGCUGGAUGAUAGCUUAACAAACUUACAAUGGCUUCAUAACAUAACUGUUCUGGACAUAGCCCCUGUAUCGUGUGAUAUUGAUGUAGCUUCUUCAUCCAAUGCGAGUCCCCGUUCGUCCGAAUAUGAUCCAGCCGAAGAUACAUUAAGCGAGAAGUCUGAUUGGGAAGUAACAAAACAGGAUAAUAAGAUCGAUUACCAUUCGGACCUCUCUCGAAAACCGCCGUAUUCUUAUGCAACGCUUAUCUGUAUGGCGAUGAGAGAGACGAAGAAAAACAAGAUCACUCUGAGCGCUAUUUACAAGUGGAUAAGAGAGAAUUUCGUUUACUACCGUCAUGCUGACCCUACUUGGCAGAAUUCAAUCCGUCACAAUCUUUCAUUAAACAAAUGCUUCGUUAAAGUUGCGCGACGAAAGGAUGAACCAGGUAAAGGAGGAUUUUGGAAAAUCGAUCCAGCUUAUGCCGACAUGUUUGUUGAUGGCGUUUUCAAGCGACGACGAAGCUCCACGAAGACACAACAAAAGGCUGUAAAUGGAAUGAACGAUAAACCACGAAGCAGGUCCACGUCCAGUUUACAUUUGACAAAGCGGUCGACUCCUUGGAACGAUAUCGCAACAGAUUCUGCGAAGAGAAUACGCGCGUUGGAGAAGCCCAACUUGAACUAUUAUCGUCAUAAUGAUGUAACUGAAACUUACUAUGAAGAGGAACUGCCACCUUUUCCCAGUGGCUUGAAACAAGAUUUUGACUGGAAUUCGGUGCUUGCUGAAAAUGAAGGCGAAAUUAAUCUGAGGGAUGCUUUGGAUUCUCAAGGAAUAAUAAUUGAUCAUAAUUUUCGUGUACUUAAUAGUCCAUUUACGUCGUUCACUCCUGCAACUCCGCCACGCAGUGAAGUCUUCGUGCCAGAAGAUAAAUUAGAUUUGACAAUUCAUGGAGUGGGGCUUUUUCCCAACCACCGCAUGCCGCCAUCGCCACCGCGCAUGAUGAGUGACCAUCCCUGGGCGGAGGAAUCUCCCAAUGACGUCAUGGUGUCACUGGAUUACCUUAUCAAUCAUGAUAUUGAAUUUUAAUUGAAUUAGGUAUAAAUAAUAAAACUUUUUAUGUGUGACUAUCAAUACCUUGCCCUUUUACUGAAAUGAAGACUUUUCAAAAGAAUCAGGACUCUUCAAAAAAAUCAAGACACUGCUUUAAUGAAAAAUUCAUCUUGUGUUGUUAAACAACGCAUGCUUUUUAAGACAAAUCAAGAAUCGCAUCAUAAAUUUAAAAUGUCAUUGUUUGUAUCAUGGUGACCACAUCAUCAUCCUUAAAUAUAGUCUAUAAAAAUAUUACUAUAGCGUAUAUUCUAUGGGACAUUUGCUAUCGAUUGGACAAAUUCCUAUAUUCGUUCAGCAAAUGAUAAUAGCAUGUACUUUUACUGAGCAGGUCUUCGUACAAAUAUGUAUAUAAUGUAUUUAUAAUAACUGAUAAUAUUUUUGCUGUGUAAGUAAACGCAUUUUGCCUAAGUUAUUAAGCUUCUAUUAUGUAGGUAUUAACAUUCAUCUUUUGAAAUAAAUUUGAUAUAAAACGUG
Xenia sp. Carnegie-2017 is the source of this 2249-nucleotide messenger RNA. RefSeq names its product forkhead box protein J1.2-like. The transcript has 2 exons. The record is from RefSeq and is a predicted model, not a curated record. Gene Ontology annotation, biological process: regulation of DNA-templated transcription. NCBI's taxonomy places the organism in Eukaryota, Metazoa, Cnidaria, Anthozoa, Malacalcyonacea, Xeniidae. Gene Ontology annotation, molecular function: DNA-binding transcription factor activity; sequence-specific DNA binding. Bases 582 to 1751 code for a protein of 389 amino acids.